AUGUCGAGCCGGCCCGCCGGCCGCCGCUCGUCGGCGUCGGCCACGGCGGAGACAGCCGGCGCUAGGGUUGCCAAGGCAGCGUCGGUGGAAAGCAGGCGGGCCGCCUUGGGAGAUCUCACCAACGUUGUCGGCGGGAGGAGCGGCGCGGCCGAUGCGUUAGCCUAUGUGAAGAAGGGGAGUUCUGCUAGCCUUCCCAACGUGAACAGGAAAGUGGCUUCUGCCACAAAACCAACUUUCGACCGGUUUGAGCGAGCAAUAUCGCACCAUGGCAAUGCCCUUAAGAAGGAGAAUCCCGGCCUGUCUCAUGAUUCUGUUUCUAUGGAGGACGAUAUGCUAACAUGCAAUUCAGUGGAAAGCCCUGGUCCUCCAUUCCUUGACAAUGCAGCUUCUUCAGUGGCAACUUCCUUGCGCCGUUGUGCGAAUGAUAAACUUCCUGUAUCUGACAAUAGGGAUACCACAGUAUCUAGAUGGAGAAAACAUUGUCCUACCCCAAUCGAAAAUGACAAUAUCUUUGAGAUUGAAACGCACUGCAAGGAUCCAGAACUGUGUUCAACUCUUGCUUGUGACAUUUACAAACACUUGCGUGAAGCUGAGGCCAAGAAAAGGCCUUCACCAGAUUUUCUGGAAACCACUCAGAAGGAUAUUGACACAAGCAUGAGGGCAGUACUUAUAGACUGGCUUGUGGAAGUCACAGAAGAAUAUCGUCUUGUUCCUGAAACCUUAUACCUCACAGUCAGUUAUAUUGAUCGGUAUCUUUCUAGCAAAGAGAUCAAUCGAGAUAAGCUGCAGUUACUUGGUAUCGCCUGCUUGCUUAUAGCUGCUAAGUAUGAAGAGAUAUGUCCACCCCAAGUAGAAGAGCUCUGCUAUAUUACCGACAAUACAUACAUAAAGGAUGAGGUUCUGCGAAUGGAAGCUUCUAUCCUGGGUUGCUUGAUGUUUGAGAUGACUGCACCUACAGAAAAAUGUUUUUUGAGGAGAUUUCUGCAUGCUGCUCAACUAUGUCAUGAGGGCCCAGCUUUGCAUCUUGAGUUCCUAGCUAGCUACAUUACUGAGUUGUCACUUCUGGAGUACAGCUUACUUUGCCAUGUACCUUCACUGAUAGCUGCCUCUUCAAUUUUCUUGGCGAAUUUUAUCCUUAAGCCAACAAAGAAUCCUUGGAAUACCACUCUUUCCUAUCACACACAAUACAAACCAUCCACAUUACGCGAUUGUGUAAAGGUACUACACCGGCUUUUCCGUGUUGGCCUUGGAAGCAACCUCCCUGCAAUUAGAGAAAAGUACAGCCAACACAAGUACAAAUUUGUAGCGAAGAAGUACUGCCGGCCAUCGAUUCCAGCCGACUUCUUCCAAGAUGCUAGCAGUUAGAACUUGGAGCACCAGAUCAGGUUCGGUUACUCAUUCAAGUCUUCCGGUGGCUGGUGGCCCGAAGUUGCUAGGCUGAUUUGUACAGAUUGCUGUGCAUGCAGGACAUACCGACACCAUUGUUGUUAGUUGAUUGGUGGUAUAUUGUACAUUGUUGGCAAAACCUGUGCAGCUAUGUUUAUUUGAUUGGAAGGAGGCAAUGUUCGUGAUGCUGUUUGUAGUUUCUCCCCCACAUUUAAAUGCUUAGCUGCUGCUCUGUUUCUUGGGUAUGUAGUGUACGUCAUAGUCCAGUCAUAUCUCGUCACACCUUGCUUGUUCGAUAUGUUUCUUGGAGUGUGACGUCAAAACAAAGAUGAAUGUGUUGACUAUAGGCAGUUGCCUAAGAACCGCACUAGCGGUGGUUAUUCUAAA
Triticum aestivum (bread wheat) is the source of this 1773-nucleotide messenger RNA. RefSeq names its product cyclin-A1-4. The record is from RefSeq and is a predicted model, not a curated record. Gene Ontology annotation, molecular function: cyclin-dependent protein serine/threonine kinase regulator activity. Gene Ontology annotation, biological process: mitotic cell cycle phase transition. The transcript has 12 exons. Lineage: Eukaryota; Viridiplantae; Streptophyta; Magnoliopsida; Poales; Poaceae. Bases 1 to 1365 code for a protein of 454 amino acids.